Messenger RNA from Penicillium manginii, 246 nucleotides. RefSeq names its product DUF5310 domain-containing protein. Lineage: Eukaryota; Fungi; Ascomycota; Eurotiomycetes; Eurotiales; Aspergillaceae. The coding region runs from base 1 to 246 and encodes 81 amino acids. Gene Ontology annotation, biological process: outer mitochondrial membrane organization. The record is from RefSeq and is a predicted model, not a curated record. The transcript is spliced from 3 exons.
AUGACGGGGAGGAACUUCCCGCUCGGCGACCUCCUUUCACCCCCACGACCUUCCGUCAACAGCAACCAGCGAGAAUAUCUUGCCAAUCUCCCUAAUCUACGACGUCUCUUCGUCGAGGCUAGAACGGAGGUCGAGGAGAACGAGUACUCCCGCACCGCGUUUUAUAAUCUCGUCCUUUUUAUUUCAUCCGUCGCCGUCUUCAGCCUGGCUGCUCAACGCAUGAGCGGACCCAAAGCCGCCCGAUAA